This is a messenger RNA of Lates calcarifer (barramundi perch), 4312 nucleotides long. It is a transcript of the gene ipo8, whose product is annotated as importin 8. Lineage: Eukaryota; Metazoa; Chordata; Actinopteri; Centropomidae. Gene Ontology annotation, molecular function: small GTPase binding. The coding region runs from base 336 to 3422 and encodes 1028 amino acids. Gene Ontology annotation, cellular component: cytosol; nuclear envelope. Gene Ontology annotation, biological process: protein import into nucleus. The record is from RefSeq and is a predicted model, not a curated record. The transcript has 26 exons.
GUCUGUUUACUUUGCUUUACGUCCACCGACAGCUGGUUGCCGGUAAAACGGGGCAGGCCACGGCUCUCGGUAAAGUUUGACACUAACACCAGCGAUUCUUCCGUCAGGACAAACGCAGCCAACGUCGCACAAAACACAUUUCUGACCAGUUUUUCCCCACCAAUGAGCCUUUUAUUUUGAACGUGGUGACCGGAAGCUGUGUUUGUAACUCCUGGAGGUUUGACCCACAGUGGAUGCAGAUACUAACGCUUGGCUGAGUUUAGGGCACAAACGUUAGCUAGCGCUACAUGUAUGUGACAGUAAAAACACAGAAGGAACCGUGGAACUGAACACAUAUGGAUCCUAACCGGAUAAUCCAGGCUCUGAAAGGGACUAUCGACCCUAAUCUGAGGAUAGCGGCGGAGAAUGAACUCAAUCAGUCCUACAAGAUUAUCAACUUUGCACCGACCCUGCUUCAGAUCAUUGUGUCGGAGCAGGUGGAGUUUCCUGUUCGCCAGGCAGCGGCCAUUUACCUGAAGAACAUGGUGAGUCAGUACUGGCAGGACAGGGAGCCGUCUCUGGGCGAGGUCGUCUUUCCCUUCAACAUCCACGAGAAUGACCGGCAGCAGAUCAGAGACCACAUUGUGGAGGGCAUCAUCCGCUGUCCAGAGUCCAUACGCGCCCAGCUGACCAUGUGUCUGCGAGCCAUCAUCAAACACGACUUCCCCGGCCGCUGGACCGCUAUCGUGGACAAGAUCGGCAUGUACCUGCAGUCUCAGAACAGCGGCAGCUGGUACGGCAGCCUUCUGGCUCUCUACCAGCUGGUCAAAACCUACGAGUACAGGAAGGCAGAUGAGAGGGAGCCAUUGCUGGCAGCCAUGCAGAUCUUCCUGCCGAGGAUCCAACAGCUCAUCAGCCAGCUGCUGGUCGACGCCACUAUCUUCUCUGUCCUCAUCCAGAAACAGAUCCUUAAGAUCUUCCACGCUCUUGUACAGUACUCGCUGCCUCUCCAGCUGAUCAACAACGCAGUGAUGACCCAGUGGAUGGAAAUCCUCCGAGCCAUAAUGGACCGCGACGUCCCCGCUGAGACGCUGGAGGUGGAUGAGGACGACCGUCCUGAGCUGGCGUGGUGGAAGUGUAAGAAGUGGGCGUUGCGCAUCAUUACCAGACUGUUUGAGCGGUAUGGGAGCCCUGGAAAUGUGACAAAGGAGUACUACGAGUUUGCAGACUUCUUCCUGAAGACAUAUGCAGUGGGCAUACAGCAGGUCCUGCUGAAAGUGGUGGACCAGCACCGACAGAAGCACUACGUUACUCCUCGCGUCCUGCAACAGUGCCUCAACUACCUCAACCAGGGCCUGUCACACUCCCUGACCUGGAAACAGAUGAAGCCACACAUGCAGACCAUAUGCCAAGAGGUCAUCUUCCCUCUCAUGUGUUACAAAGACGAGGAUGAGAAGCUCUGGCAGGAAGACCCCUACGAGUACAUACGCAUGAAGUUCAACCUGUAUGACGACCACGCCCUCCCAGCCACAGCUGCUCAGAGCCUCCUCUGUAAAGCUGCCCGCAAAAGGAAGGAGGUUCUUCCUCAGAUGAUGGAGUUCUGCCACCAGAUACUGAUGGACCCCUCUGCUGACCCCCGCAGGAAGGACGGAGCACUGCACUGCAUCGGCGCUCUGGCUGAACUCUUACUGAAGAAGCGGAUGUACAGGGAGCAGAUGGAGCUGAUGCUGCAAAACUAUGUCUUCCCAUUGCUCAACUCUCCCAUGGGUUACCUGCGAGCCAGAUCCUGUUGGGUGCUCCAUUCAGUCAAUUCAUGCUGGGUGCUCCACUGCUUCAGCCCACUGCGUUUCCACGAUGACCUGGUGCUGAGGAACGCUGUGGAGUUGGUCAAACAGGAUCUGAUUGAUGACAAAGAGAUGCCCGUCAAGGUGGAGGCCGCCAUCGCUCUGCAGACACUGGUCAGCAACCAGGAACAAGCCAAGCUGUACAUCAGGCCGUACAUCAGGCCGGUCAUGCAGGAGCUGCUGCAUGUAGUGAAAGAGACGGAGAAUGACGACCUGACCAACGUCAUACAAAAGAUGAUCUGCGAGUACAACCAGGAGGUGGCCGCCAUUGCUGUAGACAUGACACAGAACCUGGCGGAGAUCUUCACCAGGGUCCUUCAGAGUGAGGAGUAUGAGGAGAACGAAGACAAGACUGUCAUGGCUCUUGGCAUCCUUAGUACCAUUGACACCAUCCUCACUGUCAUGGAGGACCACAAGGAGAUCACUCAGCAGCUGGAAGGGAUCUGUUUGCAGGUGAUCGGCCUGGUCUUGCAGAAGCCCAUCAUAGGUAUGGCAGAGUUCUAUGAGGAGAUCCUGUCGCUGGCGUUCGGCCUCACCUGUCAGACCAUCUCUCCCCAGAUGUGGCAGCUCCUGGGCGUCCUGUAUGAGGUCUUCCAGCACGACUGCUUUGACUACUUCACAGAUAUGAUGCCUCUUUUGCACAACUACGUUACCGUGGAUACGGACAUGCUCUUGUCCAACCCAAAGCACUUAGAGGUCAUCUACAGCAUGUGCAAAAAGGUGCUGACCAUAGAUGCGGGUGAAGACGCAGAAUGUCAUGCUGCCAAACUGCUGGAGGUCAUCAUUCUGCAGUGCAGAGGCAGAGGCAUUGACCAGUGCAUCCCUCUGUUUGUGGAGGCAGUCCUGGAGCGUUUGAUGCGGGGGGUGAAGUCCAGCGAGCUGAGAACCAUGUGCCUGCAGGUGGCCAUCGCUGCUCUGUACUACAACCCAGCCCUGCUCAUCCACACUCUAGACAACAUGCACUUCCCACACAACCCGCAGCCCAUCACCGCCCACUUCAUCAACCAGUGGAUGAAUGACACCGAGUUCUUCCUGGGGCUUCACGACCGUAAGAUGUGUAUCAUCGGCCUGAGUGUGCUGAUGGAGCUGCCCAGCCGACCCGCCGUGCUGGAAGGAGUCGCCGCCCAGAUCGUCCCCUCCAUCCUGCUCCUUUUCCUGGGCCUCAAACACCUCUACGCCUCCCGCCUCAUCAACAAACCAGACCUGCUGGCCCGCGCGGGGCCUCAGGAUGAAGACCAGAACGAGGAGAUUCCCAGCGACGAGGACGAGGUGAAUGAGAACCGAAAUGCAAUGCAGCAGCAGUCCAGCACGCCGACAGGUCAGGGCGGCGAGGAUGACGAUGAAGACGAAGACGACUACUGGGAUGACGACGGCUUUGAGGGAACGCCCCUGGAGGAGUACAGCACGCCCCUCGACUACGACAACGGAGAGGACGAGUAUCAGUUCUUCACCUCCGCCCUGCUCAGGGUCCAGAACACUGAUGCUGCCUGGUACCAGAGUCUAACGGCUCCCCUCAGCGACGACCAGAAGAAGCAGCUGCAGGAGAUCUACAGCAUCUCACAGCAGAGGAGGAGCACCGCAGGCAAGGGCCAGUGGUGAGAGGAAACACACGGGAAAGAGGAAAAGAUGCUGCAAAAAUCCAAGCGCUGAGGAGGCAGAUGAACUGCAGAGUCAGACAAGGGGGGCGAAGAAGAGAGCGGCUGGUCUGACCUGACCUGAAGUGAAUUUCAGUCUACUCUGAAUGUUCUCAGUCCAGAUCAGACCAUAUCUUAAUGGAUCCCACCAAAACCGGGUCCCAGGGUGCCAUCAGAACUGGAUGGAAUAGCAGGGGGCUGAAUUGGCAUUAAAUCAGUUUGGGACCUAGUGCACUGUAUAGAACCACAGCCCCUACUGGAAUAUUCCUGUCAACAGGCUGCUGGCCUGUGUGUGUGUGUGUGUGUGAGUGUGUGUGAGUGUGUGAGAGCGUACUCCAGAGAAAGGUCUGCAUUAUAAAUAUAAAUGUCCUUGACCAGCAAAAUUCAUUUCUUCAGUUCUUGUACAGUGCAGUCCUUUGGUCUAAGUAAUUGUGUGUGUGUGUGUGUGUGUGUGUGUGCAUGUGCGCGUGUGUGCUGAACUGUAAAAAAUAAAAACACAUCAAAGUGUGUGUUUGUACGUACUGUAAGCGCUUGUUUUCAUCUCUCUAUAGCUGAACACUUUUUAUCAUCUCAUGAAUUGAGGGCCGAUGCAGAGCAAGAAGAGCCCGCUUUCUGUAAGGGUGCCUUGUACACAGACUGCAGAUGGAUGAGAGGGUGGAGGUCAAAGAACUUGUUGCCUCCAGCUAUGAUGUCACACAUAUGACAUGUAUAAUGGGGACGGGUCAUCUGGGGAGAAGCAGUUUGGUUUUUUUUUUUUUUUUUUUUUUUUGUCUUUCUGUUUGUCCCUGGGUUUUGUUUUUGUAACGGUUUUCAGAACUAAUUUAAGAAAAUCAUAAAAGUUCAUGUAACAUUUUC